GCGAAAUCAACAUGGCGGCACUAUUGAAGGUGUUCACGGUUGACCGACUUUAAAUAGGUGCAAACGGGUCAUGCUGGGAUCAAUUACGAUCGAUUACGUGCGAGAAAUGAUGCGUGUGUCCAAGUAAUGCAGAAGAGCAAAGCUUUGGUGCUGAGUAGUGAAGUAGAUAGGAAACGGAACAGAUAGCACAGAGGUGAGACUUUCUUUGCCAAGCUUGUGUUGCUCUGCUGUGACAGUUUGAGAGGCAGUUUGGGAGAUGUGAUAUUAUCAGGGACUGUGCUACUGCUAACACGUCCAAACGAAUAUUGUCUCUGCUUGGGAAGGUUUAAUAAAUAGGGCGAGACUAUACUUUUGUUGGUUUGUGUGGAUCAAGAUGAAGACGCGUUAGAUGUUUAAAGGAGUAAUUUGGAAAUCAUUGGCUGUCGUUUGUUUUGAGAACUCCAGAACACUUUUUGAUGUUUGAAUUUUUCAAGUGGAUUAUUCUGUGUAUUUGUAACAAGACAGACUGAAGUUCUUCCACCAAUCAAGCUGCUGACAAGAGCUGUGAUAAAGACGUGGAUAGUUUAAUGACCGACUGUUCAACAUUCACUGAAGCGAGCAUCAACGUAACGAGAUCACUAUAGACCGGGUCAUCGUGAGUUACUAUGGUUACCUGUACAGACGACUGCCUCGUGUCUUUCUGGAGCUACCGAUCAAAGCGUCGUAACGCCAUUCAAGUGUGAACGCUAACUUACGUAUAAGACGACCAUGAGUGAAGCGCAUGUCGUCAAGUCGGAGAUGCCACCCGAGUCAUUUCCUGACAAGUCGUCAACGCCGCGCAAGACUCCAAGCUCGUCUCCCAAGGAUACCUUGUCUCAUCCAUCAUCUCCUCAACUCAAGCCAGGAAUGAUGAGUCCCAUCAGUGGAUACCCACCAUCGCCAGGGAUGCCACAGUUCCCGCCCAAUUUUAACGGGUUGUUCGGCCAGGGGAUGUUCCAGCCUCCGAGUAGUUCAGUCCUCGUUGUACCACAGCCUUAUUUACACUACAUGCAGGCAGCGAUGCACUAUCAAAGUCAGAUGUCACCUGUGGGCGUGACUGGCCCGACCACCCACCCGACAAGCACCAACAAAAACAAGGUGACAGCAGCAGCCGCAGCCGGUCACCUCCAAGCCCUCGACCUGAGCAAGGCUACGAAACCUGCCACCCUUGAACUGAUGAAGAACGGCUCAGGUGAAUGCCACGAGAAGAAGGCCAAACAUCGCAGUGAUUCCAUCUCUCUGACAGACAUGACUGACGAUGAGGUUCGAAGUGUGAACGGUUGUGACUUGGAAAGUCUGCAUGACGAUGAUGAGAAGGGCGAGGGUCUGUUGAGACACUCCGGCGAGGAUUUACUCGGACCUGGUGGUAAAAAUGUCAACCAGUACGGGCGCAUGUUCACCAAUGGUCGCCCGCUGCCUGAUCACCUGCGUGUGGAGAUAUUACGCCUUGCCCUCCAGGGGGUACGGCCCUGUGAGAUCAGCCGUCAACUCCAGGUGUCACAUGGAUGCGUCAGCAAGAUACUAAACAGGUACCGUCGGACUGGUAGUAUCAACCCGGGCCAGAUUGGAGGCAGCAAACCUAAGGUCACCACCCCUGACGUCGUGAAUCGAGUGAAAGAUUACAAGGCGCAGAACCCUCAGAUGUUUGCCUGGGAAAUCAGACAGAAGUUGUUGGAAGACUACAUCUGUAACGAGAAGAACAUUCCCAGCAUCAGCUCCAUCAAUCGUAUCAUUCGAGACAAAUCAUUGGUCCAGAGACGAGGGUAUGACUUCUUGAAGGAUAGCGGCUCGGGUGAUUCAGACGAGCAUUCCUCCUCCCAUGAAAACCAACGUGACGAUCCGAGCAACCUGAACGACCCAUACAGCCCGGGCCAGAUGCACAACUCUGAUAUCACUCACAAACCUUAUACAAGCGGCACUCCGACUUACACCCCACAGGCUCUCAUGAUGGGACAUCAUCUACGACAGGCCUUCCCAGUCAAAGCAGAAACUUCCCCAGACGCUGUCAAAAUCAAGCCAGAUCCGGACGACAUCCGUAACGAUUGUUCUUCCAGUAAACCGUCGCCCGUAGGUGUUCAAGGGUACAGCAGUAAUACCUCUUCACCGCUGAGCCUUCCCAGAGAGAAAAAUGGCGCUGAACGCGAUGAGCGAAAUGUGGAGGCACUGCGGCGUUUCCAGAUGCAACAGAUGGCAAUGAUGUCACAGAUGGGGCGCUGUCUUCCGUCGGCAUUCAUCAGCACACCACCAGGUCACAUGAUUCCAGAGAAAAGUCUCGCAUCAUCACAAGAUAGCGAUGCAUCGUCCGGUGUUGGCAGUGAUCACGAGGAUUACGAUCAUUCCACGGAACACCAGGCCGUACGGAAACCUCGCAAAGGAACGCCCCAUAAAAUCUCAUCCCCAGGUGCUGAUCAUACGCCUCCAGUUAGCGAUACAAUCAUUCCAACCUCGUCACCAAUAGAUGACGCUACCUCUCUUGUGAUUCCUUCGCAGAAUGGUGAUAAUCCUCACGAUGCUUCCCCUAGUCACAUGACUGAUUUUAACCAAUCAGGUAGCAAAGAAACUGAUGGUUUCCAUAGCAACAAUUUGAACGGUGAUGUUAGUGCUCCGACUCUUCCUGCGGCUCUUGACUUGACGGCAAAAGUUGAGAGUAAAGCAGAAAAAGUGGUUGUUCCAAGUGAGAGGCAGACGUUGUUCCUGUUUGGCUCCAAGUAUGACAUUCACAGACACCCCGACGGACACUGGGGCUUGAAAAAUGAGCUCGAUUUGCUGAAUGUUCUUGAAUCAUUUCUGUCCACGCGGAAAGCAAGUGCGAGACCAGUGCCUUGUAGAACAGAGGAGUUCACUCAUGUUAGUAAUCAUAGUCCAGGUUGCCAAGGCAACAAGCUUGAUAGUACAGAUGACCACCAUAGUCAUCUAUCUAGUCCUGCUCUUGAGGAAGAGGGGGUUAAAAGUUCUCAAUCUGCAGCGAUGGAGGCUACCGAUGAGAGUGCUGGUGUGUCCAUGGAUGUUUCUGUGGGUGGAAGAGCAGAUUGUGAGAAUGGGCGUGGUCGGAAACACUCGCUAGAAUUGGAUGAAUCUGACGAGGGCAAAAAAAAGCGUUUCAAAUCAGCGCAUGAAGAAAGUGGUGAGGAAUUCGAGGUAGAAACUCGUGAUUUGUGCCGUGAAAUCAGGGAGAACAUGUCUGAGGCAGACUUGGCUGCUGUGAUGAACGGACAUGAUAAGAUAGACAUGUUGCGCUUCCUGAACGGUGAGGAGAUAUCACUAGAUGACUUGGAGCGCCAUCGUGCUAACUUCCCGCUGCUGAAGGAACUGUUGCAGAAUUUAAAGAAACGACAAAAGUGUGCUUAGCGCUGCGGCAAUCUUGAAUAUACAAUGAUAUGUUAUACUGAUCUCAGGUUUUGAUAUAAGAUGGAACGUUGAUGUCAACAUCAGAUAGAGGGCGCUCCGAGCUUUCCUUCCUGUGGUUGCGAUCAUUUGACAAUUCAACUGCUAGUUUUAGUUGUCUUGUUUGAAAUCAGGAAUAUGCUAAACGAGAAAUUGUUCUUUUCAAGUUUUCAUGAUUUUCUCUGUGAAUGCGCUGUCGAACUUAAAAGUGUGGAAAAUUUCUCCACUAAUGCAUUAAUCAUUCAAUCUUGGCAGCAAACACAGAAUUAAGCCUAUCACCAGUUGAAAAAGAAGCUAAUAUACCAUGUAUUUAGUGAAGAGUAAAUAUUGCUUUAAAGGUCAUACAGGAGACUAUUGGUGUGGCCAUUAUAAGGUUAUAUCAGUGAUGUAGAUAUCAGUUAUGUAAUCCCAAGCAGGUCUGUAAACCAGCUAGUACUGAAGCCAAAAUAUUAAGUAUAAAACUCUCCUAAAUAUAGAGUGUGAUUUGUGUAUAAAUUGUAGUGACAAAUCAAGUGUGAUUUUGUGGAAACUAGGUAUAAGGAGAAAGGGUAUUCGCUUGUAACAUUUUGAGUUCUGUUCAUGACUGUACAUGUCUGUGAGUCCUGCCGGAAACUGGUAACUAGCGCUCGACAGAAGAUGCUUUUAAUUUGGUACCGAUUCUCAAAAUGGUGAAACGUUAACCUCUGUGAAUACAAUCUUGUGCAAUCUUUUGUAGAAAACUUGAAAAUUUAGUGUCAAGUUUUGAAUAUUUUGCCUAAUGAAGGCAGCGUGGACUUUGUUGUCAGAUUUUUCCAAUGUAACUGCUGAUGUAGAAUGCAGCUUGCUGUAUGUUGACUGAUUGACUUGUGAGGUUUCUCUAUCCAAGAACCACUCUGCCGAGAAGAUCGCUGUGUGGUCAGUCUCCUCAAGUCAACCUGUCACCUUACGACAAGCUGGCUGGUGUAUCUUUGUGUUGUCCUAGGUGUAGAGCAUUCAGUAGCCAACAAUACAUGUUAUUUAUUAUACCCUAAUAGAUGUUUAGAUGUAAACUGUAUCCCACAUAAUGUAUUAGUGUCUUAUAUGAUAGCGAAAGGGAAUUCAGAAUAUGGGGUAACUUAUGAUUUGCCUGGCCUUCAGCAAGAAAAUGGAAUUCAAGACUGAGUUUUAAAAGGUUAUAACAUUCCAGGGGAAGGAGUGAAUGAGUUGUGCCCAAUAGGGGGGUGUUCUGUACCUGUUGUGCUGAUGCAUUGCCCUACAUACAUUACUAGGACUCCCCUGUAAGGAUAAUGGUUUGGCCCGUCUGGUGUUACCUUGUACUAUGCAGGAUUCAGGAUGAACUACCAGUUGCCUAGUGUUGCUGGUGCCCUGUACUAAUAGCUAGACGUAGUAUGGUCUAUGGCUGCUGAUCAGGUUUAUGACGGCUCGUGAGUUUCUGAAUCUUACGAGCUCUAUACAUAUUUCAACGACAGGUUAUAUGUUCUCUGUUGGAAUGCCAUCACGGGCCACCAACAUGAGAAAACUUCCUCUUUUUGCAAAAGCUCAUGUCCUUGUAGAUUUAUGAAGAAGUAAGUUGAUGAUGAGCGCUGGUGCUUUAACCCUUUAAUUAGAUUGCACUCGUUAUAAAAACAGUCAAUUGUUAUCCUGAUUUAGGUUCAUGAUUUUAUGACCUUUCAAUCCAAAAGUAUUCAACAAUCAUCUUUGCUCAAUCUUAGCAUUUCUUAAACAGUUUGCUCGUUUUCUGAUCCUGGCAUUUUGUUCAACUCGGUUUAUGGUCUGUCCAGAAGGUGGCGUGCCAUGUCAACGUAUGGCUGCCUCUAUCCAGAGGAGCGUCUCUUGUGGUGGAGUGGUCGGACGAGUCAUGGGGUCAGCCUCUAUCGAUGUCACAGCAGAUGUGGCUGGCCCCAUGUCUCGACCAUCUUGUUGCCUUAUAACAUAGCCUCGAACACCACAACGGAGUGCUGAUGUGGAAAGAUGUGAAUUGUUGUAAAGAUAUAGGAAAAUCUUCCUAUUGGAACAAAAAAGUGUCCAUAACGAUUAUGUCAAAUGGUUCUGCUUGCAUUGUAUGUAAUAUUUGUGCAUAUAUCAUCAGUUUUAGUCAUAUGCAAUGACUUCAAAUCCCUUCCCAAUGCUAGGGAUAGCAACUUCCUGGGCAGACUACUUGGAAAACAUGGUUGAAAUAUCGACAGUAAGAAAGUUCCUGGUGGUCCACUUUUUGUGUAAAUCAUAAAUGUCAUUUUUGAAGUUUAAUUCCAGUCUUCUAUAUCUUGUAUCUUUGUGGGCAAUCGUUUUUAAAAAGUGUGUAUUUUCUCAUAAAAAUGUGGUUUUAACUUAUUUUUAUACAAAAUAUGGGGUACUAUGUAUUUUUAUUUACUAUAUAUAUAAACUAAAGGCCUUGUUGUUAAGGGAACUAUAUAUUUCCUUUAUCAGAUGUGGAGACCAAAUGAAGUGAUUUUUUAGCCACAAGUAGAAAUAGAAACGAGUUGUCAUCAUGUUUAUACCUCACUGUGCAAAAAGUGAGUUGUAAAAUGCAGGCAGCAUUGUUGAACGGUGGUCUCAGGCUUUACCCCCUGAUGUUACUAAUGAAAUCAAAGAACAGCAAACUCCUGGAGGGUAAAAGUAUUGAGAAUGAGAAGAGGUUGGAAUUUCAAAUCCUCGAUUGGAAGUCGGACACUGUUUUAUUCCACACUGUUAUGAAUCCAUCGUACAAACACGCCUUAUUCUGUCAAUAGAUGGCACCGUCUUGCAUUACGGGGAUUCUCAAUUUGUUUGGAUUUUCUGAUUUCUUUGGUCUCCCAUCGUCUCUGUUGUCCUCGAGGUGCUAUUUAUCAUAUUUUGAUUGUUUUCUUCUUUUCAAAGAAAACAUUCUAAUUGUACAAACUCUGAUUAUCUGGUCAGUUCUCAUUGUAUGUCAGUAUGUUAUCUUGACCUGUUUAUGUAUUGGAACAUAGUCUAAAACAACUUGCUUGCAAUGUACUAAAGCUUUUCAGUUGAUCCUAUUAUUUACAAGGUUAAUACAUUGUAACUCAACAAUUGCUAAUCUUUCAAACUAAUCCAAUAUCGUGGCUUUCUCCAGAAUUUAAUAGCAGACGUCAAAUCUUUCUGCUGCCGUGCAUUUUCACCCGAAGGUCUCAUAUGUUUUCUUUCAAACUCUGUCUCGUUGCUUUAUACUAGUCUUGUUAGUGCCAUAUCUUGUAGAACAUUUAUUUUCAACUCUGGAGAAAGAACAUGGUGGAUAAAGGUUUCAGGUUGAUGCUGUAUUGAAAGUAGAGUCGUAUGAUGUCUGGUGAGUGUUCAGUAUCUAAUUGGGUCUCCUCAAUUAUACCUUUGUCAACCAGGACUGGCCCAUCCACCUGGUGUGGGUCAACCAGGACUGGCCCAUCCACCUGGUGUGUGUCAACCAGGACUGGCCCAUCCACCUGGUGUGUGUACAGAAAAUGAAGAACAUAUUUUCCUCGUUAACAGAAAUCCCCCUCCCCGACCUCCAUUCAGAAACAAAUCUGCCCAAUUGGCCUCAUAUGCGUCUAAAGAGUGACCUAUUCUCUCGUUUUAUUGGCCAGGAUGUGUUUGCUUUGAUUCCUGUAGAAUAUGAAUGUAUUUAAUUAAAGGCCCUUUAGCCCAUUGUGCAAUGGUGACCGGAUCACAAAGUCAAAGAUUCUUUUGAUUUUGGAAUGCUUGUCUCAGUUUGAAGGGGAUCUGUCUUGACGCAGUUCAGAACCAAUCAGAUGGCUUCAACAUUUGUAUAAAAUCAUCUACGAACUUGUGAAGUUAUAACGAUUUAAUGUGAAACCUCCAUUCCCAAAGCAAACAAUAAGUUGUUAAAGAACUAUACUCAAAGUAUUGACAUGUAUACCUGUUGGGGCAUCAGUGUUGGUAGUGAAUGGCUCAUUAGAACAAGAUUUCCUUCCCGAGUCCAUUGCACCAAGAACUAAUAAAGACUGGUCUUUAUUAAAGACACAUUUGUGUCAGCUUGCUUCUUUAUCUAAAACUGUUUCUAUUGUAUAUUUAGGUCUGCAUCUAGGUAGUUUUUCUUUAUCAAAUUUGGCCAGGUUUCUGGUCUAAAUUGUGUGAGGGCAGUUCCCCUUUAAGUGUCUUCUCUUGUUGACAAUCAGUGCUGCUGUACAUGUUGUGAAUGUUGUCCCCAAUAAUCCAAUCUUUCCUGUUCCACGUAACAAAAUCAUGCUGAAUAAAUAUUUUUAUCAACAAA
Molecule: messenger RNA, 7585 nt
Organism: Lineus longissimus
Lineage: Eukaryota; Metazoa; Nemertea; Pilidiophora; Heteronemertea; Lineidae
Exons: 13
Coding region: 748-3366 (872 amino acids)
Biological process (GO): regulation of DNA-templated transcription
Molecular function (GO): DNA binding
Source: RefSeq, a predicted model, not a curated record